This is a messenger RNA of Hypanus sabinus (Atlantic stingray), 7851 nucleotides long. Its product is annotated as zinc finger protein 420-like. The record is from RefSeq and is a predicted model, not a curated record. Bases 3289 to 4743 code for a protein of 484 amino acids. Gene Ontology annotation, biological process: regulation of transcription by RNA polymerase II. The transcript has 3 exons. NCBI's taxonomy places the organism in Eukaryota, Metazoa, Chordata, Chondrichthyes, Myliobatiformes, Dasyatidae. Gene Ontology annotation, molecular function: RNA polymerase II cis-regulatory region sequence-specific DNA binding; DNA-binding transcription factor activity, RNA polymerase II-specific.
GGGAGGACCAGCAGAGUUUCAAAAUAACAAAAAAGGAAAAGGGUCUGAAGCAACAGUUUGGGCACCCUGCAUGAUCUAAGUACUUAGUAACAACCCUUUGGCAAGUAUCACAGCUUGUAAAUGCUUUCUGAAGCCAGCUAAGAGUCUUUCAAUUCUUGUUUGGGGAUUGUUGCACAUUCUUCCUUGCAAAAGGCUUCCAGUUCUGUGAGAUUCUUAAGCUGUCUUGCAUGCACUGCUCUUCUGAGAUCUAUCCAUAGAUUUUCAAUGAUGUUUAGGUCGGGGGAAUGUGAGGGCCAUAGCAAAACCUUCAGCUUGCACCUCGAGGUAGUCCAUUGUGAAUUUUGAGGUGUGUUUAGGAUCAUUAUCCUGUUGUAGAAGCCAUCCCGUUAUCACCUUUAGCUUUUUUUUAAAGAUGGUGUGAUGUUUAUUUCCAGAAUUUGUGGUAUUUAUUUGAACUAAUUCUUUCCUCUACCAGUGAAAUGUUUCCUGUGCCACUGGCUGCAACAUAAGCCCAAAGCAUGAUUGAUCCAUCCUCAUGCUUAACAGUUGCAGAGGUGUUCUUUUCAUGAAAUUCUGCACCCUUUUUUCUCCAAACAUACCUUUGCUCAUUGCAGCCAAAAAGAUCUAUUUUAACUUCAGUCCACAGGACUUGUUUCCAAAAUGCAUCAAGCUUGUUUAGAUGUUCCUUUGCAAACUUCCGAUGCUGAAUUUUGUGGUGAAGAUGAAGGAAAGGUUUUCUUCUGAUGACUCUUCCAUGAAGGUCAUAUUUGUGUUGCUGUUGCUGCACCGUAGAACAGUGCACUACCACUCCAGACCUUAAUCUUCGUUAAGGUCUUUUGCAGUCAAACAGGGGUUUUGAUUUGCCUUUCUAGCAAUCCUACGAGCAGUUCUGUGGGAAAGAUUUCUUGGACGACUUCCACCAUUCCUGUUAACUGCCAUUUCUUAAUGAUGUUACGAACUGAGGAAGCGGCUACAUGAAAAUGCUUUGCUAUCUUCUUAUAGCCUCCUCCUGCUUUGUAGCCAUCAAUUAUUAUAAUUUUCAGAGUGCCAGGCAGCUCCUUAGAGGAGCCUAUGGCUGCUGAUUGCUGGGAGAAGGUUUGAGGAGUCAGGGUAUUUAUAAAGCUUUGAAAUUUGCAUCACCUAGACUUUCCUGACAAAGAUUAUGAACAAGCCACAGCACUAACAAUCUCAUAAAGGUCUGAGACCUUGGUAAAAGUCGUCUGAGAGCUUAAAUCUCUUAGGGUCCCCAAACUUUUGCAUGCUGUUCCUUUAUUUUUUUCACUCUAAAAUUACACAAAACAAAAAUAAUACACUAAUCUUGCUUAAAAUGUUGAAUAGGGUGUUUCAUCUUUAAUUUUAACUUUUGGAGAUCAGUUCAUCUUCUACUCACUUAACUAUUCACAGUUCUUGAUCCAGGUAAAAUGGACCCGGGGAUCGAGCUGCUUGGGCUUAUGAGGUGUUGAGUGAGUAUUUCUGGUCUGGGAUCAGCAGUUUGUUUCUGGAGUUCCUUUGGAAGCAAUGACUGCUAAUCUGAGGAGAGGAUGAAUUCCCAUUCCAUCCCUCACAGGGAGAGGCUAUGAGUAAAUGGGCAGUUCCGUGUUUACAACAGUAGAAAUAGACCCUUGAGUUUGGUGUUGAACUGUGUUUGGAAAUCACAACCCCCCCCCCCCCCCCCCACACACACACACACCCACUGUCACCUGUCUGUCACUCAGCAGAAAUCAUGCACAAUCUCAAGUUGCUGGAGAUCUGCACAAAAAAACUGAAAAUGUUUGAAGUCAUUCUGAUGAAAUAUAUUAACCUGAAUUGUAAAGUUUGUUCCUCUCAACACAGCUGUUCCUUACCUGCUGAGUGUUUGGUAAUUCCAGUUUCUGUUUAUUACAUUCACCCUGGAAUGGUUUAUAUUUCCUGAAAUGGACCUGUUUUAACCUGGAAAUGGAAAUGGGUCAUUCUGUGAUAGUAGAGCAGUAAAGAAAGCACAACUUUGCUCUGUAAAUUAUCCUGGUACCUGUUUGUGUUCAGUACAGUUGUUUCUGACAAGAUUUACAAGAAUAAUCACAGGUAAGAUUGGCUUUAUGUAUAAGGAGCAUUUGGUGGUUCUGGACCUGUGCUCAAUGGAGUUCAGAGGGACGGUGUGGGUGGUGGGGGAGUUGUCUGGCAAAGUAAACCUACUGAAUGCUGAAAAGCCUGGAUACAGUGGACAUGGAGAGGAAGUUACCACUAGACGGAGAGUCUGCGAUCUGACAGCACAGUCUCAGAAUAAAGAUACUUCACUUUAAAACUGAGAUGAGGAAAAAAAAGUGGCCAAAAGAUGUCUGAUCUGUGGAAUUUGCUGCCGCAGAGGUUGGUUGAGGCUGCCAUUUGGGUAUAUUUAUGACAGAGAUUAAUAUACUCAUGAUUGUUAAGUAGUUUCAAGGUUACAGGAGGAAGGCAGGAAUAUGGUGUUGGAAUAAAACUCAGCCAUGGUUGGGUGGAGGGGCAGACCAGAUGGAUCGAAUCACCUAAUUCUGUUCCUGUGUCUUAUAUCUUACCAUGACUGAAUGAUGGCUCCUUCUUAUCCCAUAUCGUUUUGUGAUGUGUGAGGGACAACAAAAGAUUGUUCACUGAGAUCAUUAUAUCUGCCUUCAACGUUUAAGUUUCAGUCAGUUUUGCUCUUAGUAACAUUAAGUAGAAAUGUCUGGUUCUCCUUUUUAUUGUUAAUGUGCUUCAUUAUCUUUCAUGUUAAAGUUAGACCUGUGGUGAGUGAUUUAUUGAAUUAAAAACCCCAACCGGAAGCAAACCAUAACUGAAGACGAGGGAACAGCAACAAGUGAACCUGCCCGAGGAUUGAGAACAUCAACUAAAGAGAACCCAUCUUACUGAGAGAUUCCAGUGAUUCAGUCAGGGGAAAGUUUGGUUAAAAACGAGAAGGAAUUCGUCUCCCGGAAGCUCAAACAUGGCACACCAGUUUUGCUGUCUCUGUCUAGAUAUUUAAGAAGUGAAGCAAGGGAUUCAAUCAACCUUCCUAUCUGAUCAGACUACGGGGCAGGAUUCACUCAGUCAUUUGACCAACUGGCACCUGUGUCAUUUUACACAAGGGAGAGCCCAUUCUUCUGCUCAGGCUGUGGGAAUGGAUUCAGUCAGACAUUUCAACUGAAGGUACAUCAGCAAGUUCACACUGGGCAAGGUCAUUCACCUGUUCUGAGUGUAAGAAAGCAUUUAGUCUGUCAUCCCACCUGUGGACUCACCAGUCAGAAGCUGGUCAUCUGCUGAAUUUCUGGGGAAGGAUUCACUCGGUCAUCUGACCUUAUGGCACACCAGCGAGUUCACACUGGGGAGAAGCCAUUCACCUGCUCAGAAUGUGGGAAGGGAUUCACUCGGUCAUUCGGCCUACAGAUUCAUCAGCGAGUUCACACUGGGGAGAGGCCAUUCACCUGCUCAGAAUGUGGGAAGGGAUUCACUCAGUCAAGUCACCUACUGACACACCAGCGAGUUCACACUGGGGAGAAGCCGUUCACCUGCUCAGUCUGUGGGAAGGGAUUCACUGUGUCAUCUCAGCUACUGACACACCAGCGAGUUCACACUGGGGAGAAGCCAUUCACCUGCUUAGAAUGUGGUAGGGGAUUCACUGUGUCAUCUCACCUACUGACACACCAGCGAGUUCACACUGGGGAGAAGCCGUUUACCUGCUCAGAAUGUGGGAAGGGAUUCACUCAGUCAUUCAGCCUAAAGAUUCAUCAACGAAUUCACACUGGGGAGAAGCCAUUCACCUGCUCAGAAUGUGGGAAGGGAUUCACUCGGUCAUUCGGCCUACAGGUUCAUCAGCGAGUUCACACUGGGGAGAGGCCAUUCACCUGCUCAGAAUGUGGGAAGGGAUUCAUUCGGUCAUCCCACCUACUGAGCCAUCAGCAAGUUCACACGGAGAAGUGGUUCACCUGCUCAGACUGCGGGAAGGGAUUCACUCGGCUGUCCAACCUGCUGAGUCAUCAGCAAGUUCACACUGGGGAGAUGCCAUUCACCUGCUCAGACUGUGGGAAGGGAUUCACUCAGAUAUCCAACCUGCAGAGUCAUCAGCGAAUUCACACUGGGGAGAGGCCAUUCACCUGCUCAGUCUGUGGGAAGGCAUUCACUCGGUCAUCCCACCUACUGAGUCAUCAGCGAGUUCACACUGGGGAGAGGCCAUUCAUCUGCUCAGAAUGUGGGAAGAGAUUCAGUGAUCCAUCCUCCCUACAGAGACACUGGAAAGUUCACAUUGGAGAGAAGCCAUUCACCUGCUCAGUCUGUGGGAAGGGAUUCAUUCAGUCAUCUCACCUACUGACACACCAGCGAGUUCACACUGGGGAGAAGCCGUUCACCUGCUCAGAAUGUGGGAAGGCAUUCACUCGGUCAUCCCACCUACUGAGUCAUCAGCGAAUUCACACUGGGGAGAGGCCAUUCAUCUGCUUAGAAUGUGGUAGGAGAUUCACUGAGUCAUCUCACCUACUGACACACCAGCGAGUUCACACUGGGGAGAAGCCGUUCACCUGCUCAGAAUGUGGGAAGGCAUUCACUCGGUCAUUCCGCCUACUGAGUCAUCAGCGAAUUCACACUGGGGAGAGGCCAUUCAUCUGCUUAGAAUGUGGUAGGAGAUUUACUGAGUCAUCUCACCUACUGACACACCAGCGAGUUCACACUGGGGAGAAGCCGUUCACCUGCUCAGUCUGUGGGAAAGGAUUCACUCAGUCCUCCAGCCUCCAGAAACACCAGUCAGUUCACACAUUCUGAGCUAUUCACCUGCUCACAUUGUUGGAAAGGAUUCAUUCAGUCAUCCCAUCUAAUGGCACACCAGUCAGUUUACAUUGUUAUUAAUCCCUUGCUUUUGCGUGCUGUGGACAUUCAUUUUAAGAGAGAGAGAGUAAUUAAGAAGACAUCAGUCUGGCUUGCAGCUUGUUUAGUUUUAACCGAGGACUCAGACACUCAGAGUCAGAUGGAGAUGAAGGAGGUAAAAUGGAAGGAUCAAAACCAGGGAACUAGUGGCCAAGAGUCACUGUUUAGAGUUUUCCUAUGCCCACAAAGGUGGGUUCAGUAUCGAUUCACCAUACAUCGAAUGUGUGGUUGUCACCUCGUUUGAUCCAUAGGUGUGGAUCGGAUUUGGGGUAUCCUGUGAAGACUACUUUUGUGUUAACGCUUGGCUGGGUGUGGUGUGAUAAUUCACUUGAAGGCGAUACCCCUUAUGACAAGUCACUUUUGGUGAUAAUUCGUAUGUGGAUUUGGAACGAUGAAGCAUAAAAUCUACAGCAACUGUUCUCUGAUUUCACCAGAAUGUAACCUUUGGAAUUCGACGUAAUUGCCUUCUCUCAACAUUUACCCUGGGUUACAAAUAUCUCUCUCUCUCGUCACCUAUUCCGUGGAUGAACUGAACUUCCAUACUUUACCAUCUCAAGACUCUAAGCCAGGCAUGGGCAAACUACGGCCCGGGGGCCAUAUGCGGCCGGUCAAGCUUUUUAAUCCGGCCCGCAGAACUUGAUGAAAUUAUAUUAAUAAUCCUUGUUAACGUUUUUUCCCCGCAAUUCUGGCGUUUUCCCAAUAGAUGACGCACUCUAUCUACAUUGAGGUGCAGCGUAUUACUCCACCUUUGAGCUUUACUCUUUGUUCGGCUCGACCUAUUUGUGUGAACAGGCGAUCAGCGUCAUGAACAUCAACAAAGCCAGCCACAGAUCCAAGUUAACUGAUCAACACCUCAGAUCCAUCCUGAGAAUCGCCACAACAAAACUAAAUCCAGACUUUGAUGCGCUGGCUAAAAAGGGAGACCAACACUGUUCCCACUGAAAUUAAAAAUAAGUUUCUUCGUUGUGUUAUGUAAAAAAUGCAUUUGAAAAUAUUUUUUUCAAUAAGCCUUACAUGUUACAUGUCAUUUCUGUUAAGUAAUGGACAUGAGUAGUGCGCAGGUGCACGUACGUUCUCAAAAUAAAAAAUGCGCUCCAGAUCAAAUAACGCGCUCUGCAUACUGGCACGCUGUCACUGUUCAGUCCUUGUGCUGGUCGUUGUUGAGUUUUGGCACAGGGGACAAUUGAAUAAGUAGACCAGCAUCUCCUACUGUUUUUGAAAUAAAGACAGUCAGGAGGAGAGUGAUGAUGAUAAUAUCUUGAAGGAUAACAGAAUUUUCAGUGCUUUAAAAUACUAACUGUUACUAUUAAAAAAAGCUGUAUUUUAUUCAUUUAAUUUUCAGUGUUUUAAAAGUCAUUUCAAUAAAUAGCUAAAUACCAUGGGACUUCAAAGACAGAUAUUUUGUUGUAAUGCAUUUGUUCAUUUUCAAUUGAAAUUAAAGCACAUGUUUUCUACAUAUCCCAUGAUAUUUUAUUUUCUCUUAUGAGGUGUAUUACCAAAAUACUCCGUCCAUCUGCUCCUGGUCCGGCCCCCCUGUCAAAUUUUAGAACCCUUUGUGGCCCACAAGUCAAAAAGUUUGCUCACCCCUGCUCUAAGCCUUGUUUCCCCCAAGCUCAAUAGUUUGGGAGUUAUAUUUUGUUACGCCUGUGCCCCAACUCUGAGGGGCCAAAGGGUACAAAGUAGCCCCCUCCUUUUUGAGGAUCGCAAGAUCGCUAUGAAUUCAGGUCAGGAGACCCAGGAAAUGAGAGGAUGACACGCCUGAUCCACAAGGGGUUUGGAUCGUCCCAGCCCCUCAGCGAUACAAAGCCACGGGAAACGGCCAUUGUCACUUGGAGAUGGAAUAGUGUAUUGAGUUCCGUACUAUUUAUUUGAAGCCCUCAGGGAAUGAGCCGAGGGGGCUGGCUGAGGGAUUGCAUCAUCCCAACCUGAUUGACAUCUGAGACCCCGUAAGUAAGGAUAAAAGAGGGUCUGGGGGACAACCCCUUUAGAUGCACCAGGAGAAAUGAUAGAAAUCCUGUGUAUGUUACUCAAAAUGGGUUUUUUUGGUUUGUUAAGAGUAGGAAUGCUUCUUUGUUUGAUAAGUGUUUCUCUCGCAGUUGUUUUGCUUUUACUUGUUGAUAUGGUAAUUGUAUUCAUUUGUUAACCAAUGGGGAAUGUUAUUUUGUCUUGUGAGGCUGGGAACUUGGGGAAGGGGUAUUUAGCGGGCUUUUGGGAGAGAGCCGGGAGGAGGACGCCGAGGAAGGUGGACGUGAGCUGCACUGCUCGGAAGUCCACCGGGCGGGGGGGUCCUAGGUGCGAAGACGUGGAGGUCAGAGGCAAGCGACGAGGGGUCGAAUGGUUCGAUGUUUGAGCUCCAACGAUGUGCACUAAACUGACUGAACUUUGAUAAGUUGGCGCCUUUUUGUUUUUUUUCCCCCUUGCAUAUAUAUUGUAUUGCCUAAUACUCUUUUAAUUUUAGUAAACUCUUUAAAGUGUAUUUCAUAACGGUAUUUGUUGUGGGUUUGAUACUGUGGGCGAGCGCGAGGCAUAAACGUGAUUCUCACAGCACCUGCGCGCACGGGAGGUGGGAUUGUUGAGUGGCUGGAUCUCCUUUUCCCCUAGACAUAGACCAGCCUGUUGGGUAAGUGUUACACCCGUGAGAGUGUUUAAUAGUGACAGCCGGUGGUGACUCGUGUGCGUGUGUCCAUCCUUGCCCAGCUGACGAGUUUUCCACGGAACGGCUUAGCUGAAGGACCGACUACAAAUACGGAAUUCAUAAAAAUCGACAUCAUAAAAAGGAAAGCCGGCAAGUUUAAAACAUCUGUCUCUCUUGACUCCAACAAAAGGCUGCAGCCUGCAUGAACUUGAGUGACUUAUAUAUUUCCAUCGGACAAUAUAUAUGUUAUUUCUUAUUGACUAUUAUUAUACCCGUGCUUUUAGAUUUAGUAUUGACGACAUCUAUUAUCUGUAUGUUUGCAUUGAAAUUAUUUUUGUGUAUUUUUAUCAAUAAAUACUGUUAAAAUAGUA